AUGAAGCUCAUCACGCUUGCCGCCUCGAUUGCUGCUUUUGCGGCGCUGGCAGCUGCGAUGCCGCACCCCCCGCCACAUGCGGCUCGCGGCGAUAAUAAUUGGGAGAUGGCGGAGCCGGACGGCACCCGGGUGACGAGACGCGGCAAGGAACAGGGUGUCGUCGAGCCGGACGGAACGCGGGUCACGCGACGGGGCAAGGAUCAGAGCGUUGGUGACGGCACUGACGGAACACGAGUGACUCGACGAGGCAAGGACCAGAGCGUCGGCGUUGGCACCGAUGGGACUCGAGUUACGGUGUAA
Molecule: messenger RNA, 300 nt
Organism: Purpureocillium takamizusanense
Lineage: Eukaryota; Fungi; Ascomycota; Sordariomycetes; Hypocreales; Ophiocordycipitaceae
Exons: 2
Coding region: 1-300 (99 amino acids)
Source: RefSeq, a predicted model, not a curated record